This is a messenger RNA of Salvia miltiorrhiza (redroot sage), 2155 nucleotides long. Its product is annotated as putative late blight resistance protein homolog R1B-23. Bases 222 to 2045 code for a protein of 607 amino acids. Gene Ontology annotation, biological process: defense response to other organism. The record is from RefSeq and is a predicted model, not a curated record. Gene Ontology annotation, molecular function: ADP binding. The transcript is spliced from 2 exons. Lineage: Eukaryota; Viridiplantae; Streptophyta; Magnoliopsida; Lamiales; Lamiaceae.
GAGGCCCAACCCACUUAGUUCUUUCUCUCUAGUUUUCACCCGCAGCCGCAGCGCCGCAUAUUCCCUUCUUCAUUCAUCUUAUUCCGACAACCUCGUCACCACCGAACAAAACCCAGCUGCUGCCGCGCCGACUCGCUCCAAUCUCCUCUCAUAGAGGUACAGUUGAGAUCUAAAUUUGCCCAUAAUCGUAUUCUCAGAUAAUCGACCUUGAGAAUUUCGCUAUGGCGGCUUAUGGUGCAGCGACUUCUCUGAAGAUUACGAUUCAGCGUAUUCUGCAAUCGUCUCGCAUUUCCCUUGUUUCCCCCUCUCUGCAAAUCUUACUAACCGCCUACGAAGAGAUGGAUCAAUUGCAGAAAGUUCUGCUAAAAUUGGAUGACACAAGCUGCAGCAAGAUCAGGACGAAGGUGAAUGCUGCGGAUGAACGAAUCAAAGAGGCAGUUUGGGAAUUUGAAGAUUUACUCGAAUCCCACGUCUUACAUCACAUUCUUCCACAACUCGAAAGUGAGAGAGAUCACUUGUCUUUCUCUGUAGAUCUGCAGAGUCUGCAACACCGUGUUGAUUCUUUCAUUGAGAAGAUGAAGAUGAUGGAGGAGGAGUACACUAAUGAAAUGGAUAAUCUGCCUGAAGAAGAAGGCGAGCCUGUUUUCUCAAGAAUUGAUUUUGGUGGAAUCAAGUCAAAGAUGGUUGGAUUAUCUGAUGAAUUUGAAAAGGCGAGAGAUUUUCUUCUUGAAGAAAAUAACAAUAACAACUAUUCAAUUAUUGGGAUGGCUGGCAUUGGAAAGACAACUCUUGCUAAGCAUAUUUUUGAAGAUCCAUCAAUUCGGAGCCAUUUUAAGUUUCGAGCAUGGGUCAAAGUGGGCAGAAAAUGCGAAUAUGAUGAACUAUUGCGAUGCAUUCUAGCUCAAGUGGAUCCCAAUGCUUACCAAAUGCUUACCCAAGGAGAUGAUGAUGAGGAAUUAGUUGGACUCUUGAAAGAAAGAUUGAAAGAUAAGAAAUGUCUCAUCGUGUUGGAUGAUGUUUGGGAGAUACAAGUAACAAAUCGCUUAACAAGUUGCUUGCAAGAAAAGAAUAUUGCUGGAAGGAUUCGAUUCUUACUCACAAGUAGACAAGAAAUAGUAUAUGAGAGGGAUGGGUACGAAAGAGUUCGCUUGUUGAACGAGGAAGAAAGUAAGGAAUUACUUGGUGAGAAGGUGUUUGGUGAAGAGGGUUUCCCUCCUCAACUUGAGGAGCUGGGAGAGAAGAUUGCGAAGAAAUGUGAAGGUCUUCCUCUUAUGAUAGUCACGAUUGCAGAGCUCCUAUCAAAAGCCGACAAGACCCAAGAAUCCUGGACUGAGGCACUCAAACAACAGAGUUCGGUUUUCAUGGAUGCAUAUAAUCAAAUAUCAGAGGUACUCUUCCCAAGCUAUGACUAUUUACCCCAACAUUUAAAAAUGUUCUUCCUCUACAUGGGAGCUUUCCCUCCAUAUAUUGAUAUACGUCCAAUCCUGAUCAAUAAUUUGUUGAGUGCUGAGGGGUUUCUUGAACCGAUUGAAGAAGAAAGUUUUGAAGAUUUUUCCGAGACAUGCUCGGAAAAUCUUUCUUUGUGGUAUCAUCUUGUUCUUGACGGAUCAGAUUCUUGGUUAUCAGCUAAAAGGUAUCGUGUGCAUUCCUGCUGGCAGCAUUUGUGUAAGGUAGAAGCGAGUAAGAUCAAGUUUCAGCAUGUGUUACAAAGUUGUGAUGAAGUUACAGAAGACCAACGUCGGUUGUGUGCCCAUUGCCACACUUUGUUUGCCUUCAAAGAAGUGUAUGAUUCAAUAAAAAGUGAUUGUGCAUCCACUGCCCGUGCUCUCCUUUGUUUUGGUCCUUAUCACCAAUAUCCAAUCCCAAUACAUGUCAUGGGUUUCAAGUUGCUAAGAGUAUUAGAUGUUGGUAAAGUCCGAUUUUACCAUAUCCCAACUGAGAUUUCGAAACUAGUUUAUCUACAAUACCUUGCCCUAACUUGCACCGGGGAUCUCCUUCCUUCCAUAUCCAACCUUUGUUUUGAUAUAUGUGUAAUCAGUUUAUGAUUUUUUUUUAAUAGCUUAAAAUUUUCAGAUUCUGGCAAUGUACUAAUUAAUUUAUGACUUCAUAUUUCAAAUUUACGAGAUCCCUUAGUGGAAGUGAAUCUUGUUAAAGA